This is a messenger RNA of Closterium sp. Naga37s-1, 5628 nucleotides long. The record is from the annotation of a GenBank genome assembly. NCBI's taxonomy places the organism in Eukaryota, Viridiplantae, Streptophyta, Zygnematophyceae, Desmidiales, Closteriaceae.
AUGCUGAGUCAUCGGUUAUUAGUAGCCCUGUUUGCGUUCUCUAUCAGUGCAUGGCUUCCAAACGCGUCGCUAUUACCGAGCGCAGAAGCCGUUCAGUUUUCGGGAAAAAAAUACGCGCCGUGCGGCGUGUCAGGGAAUUACUCCGUGGUGGGUUUCAGAGGCGCGUUCAGCCCUCUGCACCCGCGCAUUCAGCUGUCUGCGCUCGUGACGGUGUAUGACGACUGCUACCUCGCUCUCUCAUCGCUCUCAUUGAAAUCAGCCAACAGCACUCCCUCUCUCUCCCUCUGGGGGGGAAUAGCUGGCGACGAUCCAUUCUCCUACGCCUCCCCCCUCGACCCCACCCUCUCCUCCCUCACCCCCUCCUCCGCCUCCCCUCUCCUCGCCGUUCACAUCGGCUCCCAAGGCCGCACGUGGGAUAACAUACACGUUCUCUAUCUCGUCACUACCACUCCCGCGGGGGUCUUACAGAAAAUCUUGGCGCAGCUGCAGCUUCCCAGGCGCCUUACCCUUGGCGGGGCAGCAGGUGCCAGCGGCAAGGGUGCUGGGGGGGUAGAUUUGCUGCCAGGAAGCGCAACGGAAGCUUCCGAGAGUCUGCGGAAGCAGGUGUUGAAGUAUGCCAAGGAGAACCGGUUGCUGGCGCCGCCGCCGCCGGUCAUGCCGCCGCCGCCCCCGCCCGUUCCGCCUCCCCCUCCGCCCGUGGCGUCCCCCGCGCUGGGGUUCGUGAAUUGCGUCACUGCGAAGAAGGGCCGGCUGAAUAUCUACUGGCGCAUGGUGGGCGACCCCAUAAACGGCAUGGCCGUGGAGUUUGGGCUGGAGGGGAAGGUGCCUGACAACAGCUGGAUGGCCCUGGGCCUGUCGGGUAACCAGUCGCAAGCGGACAUGCACAGCAGCGACAUCGCCGCUGCAGGAAUCUUCUCCUCCAGCAGCAGUAGCAGCAGUAGCAGCAGCGGCGGUAGCAGCAGCAGCGGCAGCAGUGUUGCUAGCGGUAGCAGCAGUUUUGGUAGUGGUGCUAGCAGCGGUGGUGGGAGUGGGGCGGCGGAUGCUUUUGCAACGGAUUUCUAUGUCACGGCGCUGGAGGCGUGUGAGCAGAUCGCAGGAGGAUACGUGGGCGUGUGUCCGGACGCACUGCUGGGCUCCUCUCCCUCGCUCGACAACGUCAACCUCACCCUCGCUGCGCGCCAAGCAGACGUCUCCUUCGUCCGCUUCCGCCGCUCCCUUGCCCUCUCCACCGACCCCCUCUUUGACCGCCGAUUCGAUAUAAGCUUCCCCUCUGCAGUCCCCAACAACACCGACCUGUCCCAGCCCCUGCUGUUCAUUUUCGCCACGGGACCUCUUCUCCCGUCCUCCACCCCCUCGCUGCCGCAACUCCUCCCACACGCCGCCUCUGCUGCGUUCUUUUCCGGAUCCAUUAGAAUCACAUUGAACGCGGCUAAAGCCACAAACUCCUGUGAACCGCUCUGGAACACGCCGGAGCUCAGCUACCCGCCUCUGCCGCCCGGUUUGCUACCCUCGCCGCCCGGCGAGCCGUCCAUGUGGGACGACGGGGCGGUGAUUUCUGGCUUAUCUCAGUGCAGCACCACGUUUGAAGGGGAAAACAGGAAAUUCGCGUCCUGUGAGGCGCUACCAGGAGGGUUCUUUUUCAUGUGGACUCUAGGGAAAGAGGAGCUGUCUGGUGCGUUUAUUUCCCAGUCGGUCUCCCCCCAAGGGUAUGCUGCUGUAGGGCUGCUGCUACCACCGCCGACUCCGCUUCUAGAGGCGCUGUUUACCCCUCCCCCCGCGCCGGCGGGGGGGAAUGAGAGCGCGGAGGGAGGGUAUGUGAAGCCGGACUCGUUAGUGGGCGCCUCGAUGCUGGUUGCAGUGCGGGCGGAGGACGGAAGCGGGGGAUUGAAGGUGGAGGAGUAUCAGAUCGUGAAGCAGGAGGGAGGCAGCAGCAACGCCAUGCUCCUCUGGACCAAAGGCACCCAGUUCUUCCCCUCCAACGACUCACUCUCCCCAGACGGAGUGUCCGCCAUGGCAAGCGCGCCGAUAGACUUCGGCAAGGAAACCGACGUGGAUCCGAACGCGGCGACGGUGACGACGGCGGGGGUGGUGUAUUCGGCGCUGAGUGUGGCGGCGUGGGCGUUUAUGCUGCCGGUGGGGGCGGUUUCGGGGCGGUAUGUGAGGAAGCGUAGUCGGUACUGGUUCCCGCUGCACCAGGGGUUUCAGCUGGGGGGGUACUUUCUGACGGUCGCGGCGUUCACGAUUGCCAUGUCGCUGGAGGCGCUGCAUCGGUCCGUGGGCUACUGCGUGCUGCUGGCGCUGCUAUCGAUGCUCAUGGUGCUGCAGUCCGUGGGGUACUGCGUGCUGCUGGCGCUGCUAUCGAUGCUCAUGGUGCUGCAGUCCGUGGGCUACUGCGUGCUGCUGGCGCUGCUAUCCACACUCAUGGUGCUGCAGGUGAGGGGCUUGGAUUGGAGCUUUACAGAUCUCUGCAGUGAUUGUUCGUCCGCCCGAGUCCCACCACCUUUGCGACCACUGGCGGCGAUUCCACAAGGCGUGCGGGUGCUUGUUGGAGGUUUCAAGUCUCUCACCCCUCCCAUCUCCCUCCCCAACCAACCUGUCAACCCCACCCUUACCCCGCAGAUCUCUGCAGUGAUUGUCCGUCCGCCCGAGUCCCACCACCUUCGGGACCACUGGCGGCGAUUCCACAAGGUGUGUGGGUGCUCCACGCUGCUCCUCGCCCUCAUCCUCCUCUUCCUAGGCCUUCAGCUUAUCCAUGCCUCCUCGGGAUUCUCCAUUACUGCUGGUGUGUGGCUGGCGCUGCUGGCUUCGUGUUGCUUGACGCUGGAGUGGCUGCUGUGGGCGAAUCGGCUGACUCAGACUCGGGUUCGGCCUGAGAGUGAGAGGGAAGCGAGUGAGAAGGAGAGUGUGGAUAGCGAGGAGGAGGAGGGGGAGGAGGGGGAGGGGAGUGAUGGGGAGUGGGAUGAUGGGAUUUCGGAUUUGAUGCUGGAAGGGGGGGAAGGUGGGGAUGGGGGGGAUGGGGAUGUGGAUAAGGAUGGGGAUGGGGGGAGGGAUUUGGAGAGAGGAGGAGUGGAGGGUGGAGGAGGGGAUGGAGAUGAGGGGAGUAAGCUGCGGGACUGGGAGAGGCGGAUGCUGGCAGGGCAUGCGGGGGCACUACCCAUUGGUGCUGCUGGUGAAUUGACUCGGGUAGGAGGAGGAGCAGGACCAGGAACAGCGGGGGGGGGAGGAAGAGGAGGAGGAGGAGGAGGAGGAGGAGGAGAAGGAAAGCGAGGGUCGCACUCGCACCACCACUCGCACAUGCUACCUGUAGAGCGCACAGAGAGCACUACAAGCAGCAGCAGCGGGAUGGACGGGGGGUCAACAUAUUUCAACCCACGCAACAUCCUGGUUGGCGCUCCUGCUGCCAGUGCUACAUCCACCGUUCCUUCAGUCAGCGCUACAACUGCUACAGCUGCGGCAGGUGCCACCGGCAACGCCAGUGCCAAGGACCCUGCUAGCGCUACGUCUGUGCCUAUGCUGAGGGCUACGAGAGCUCUAGGAGCUGGUGAAAGGGGGCGAGGAGGGGAAGAUGGAGCGGGGGGUGUUGUAGGAGGAGUAAGAGAUGCAGAAGCGGGGACAGGAGAAACAGGAGGAGGAUUGGGAGUGGGAGGAGGAGCAGAGGCAGGUGCGUUUUCCUUAGCCACGAAAACCACUUUUAUGAACCCUCUCUACUCGUCAGUGGAGGGGAGCGUGAACGGGGAGGGGGGCAGCAGCAGCCCUGCCAGCAGCAGCGCUUAUAAGUCGACUCAAAAUCCUGCUUUGGAAUCGACUCAAAAGCCCGCUUUCAUGAACCCUCUGUACUCGUCAGUGGAAGGGAGCCUGAACGCGGAGGCUGGCAGCGGCAACCCUGCCAGCAGUGAUUAUAGCAGUGGCCAGAGCAGCCCCAGAAGCAGCAGUGGUAGGGCGGCUGCUGCUGCAGGUGUUUCUGUUAAAGGUGAAGGUCUUGGGAGUGUUGAGCUUGCAGCUGUAGGCAAGCAGGCACAGCAGCAGAACGAACAAAAGCAGCAGCAGCAGGAACAUGAGAAGGAGCAGCAACGGCAGCUGUGGCAGCAGCUGUGGCAGCUGCAGCAGACGGGGCAAAGGGAGGCUGGGGAGCAGAAGGAAGGUGAGAGGAAGCAACAGGAGGAACAGAUUAUGGAGCAAUGGCAGAGGCGAAUGCAGCAGCAGCAGCAGCAGCAGCAGGAACAGCAUCGGCAGCAGUCAAGGAGAGUCUUGGACGGCGGUGCUGCUUCAGGCUCAAACCAAGCCCCACCAGGUGGAACUGCUCCUGUUCCUCCAUCUACUGCCAAGUUUUCGAAUGCAGAUUCUGCAGCAUCUGAGCGUGCGCCUGCUGUCUCACCAAUGGUGGAGCAGGCUUCAUUAUCAGCAUCAUCAGCAGCAGCAGGUACAGCAGCAGCAGCCGACCAACGGAGUGAGGGCCGCAGACCAGUGAGUGAGGUCAAGAGAGCAGGAAGGAGUGAGGAAGCAGCAGCACUGGCAAAGGAAUCAGCAAGGGCGAGUGAGGCAGAAAGGGAGAGGGAGGUCGAAAGGAAGACGGAAGCAGAAAGGUCAAGAGAGGCAGAGAGGGCAAGAGAAGCAGAGAGGGCAAGAGAAGCAGAGAGGGCGAGAGAGGCAAAUAAGGCAAGAGAGGCAAAUAAGGCAAGAGAAGCAGAUAAGACAAGAGAAGCGGAAAGGGCAAGAGAGGCAGAGAAGGCAAAAGAGGCCCGCAUGGCUGAGAACAGGCGGCGAUUCGACAUGCUGGCAGCAGGCUUGGGCGGUGGUGAUGGGGGUAUGGGAGGAGGAGCAGCAGCAGGGGGCAAGGGGGGAAGAGGGGCCCAGCCGAUGAUUAAAAUGGAUAAGUACAACGUGAAGGCCACAGUGGUUCAUGCUCCCGACUUUGCAUCUCUCAAGCGAUCACUGCAGCUGCACAAGGCUCUGGCUUCCACUGAAAGCAGGGCUUCUGGUGGUGGUGGUGGUGCUGCUGCUGGUGCUUCUGGGGGGAGCAGUGGUGCAGGUGGUGGUGCUGCUGCUGGUGCUGGUGCUGUAACAGCCACUAGAACAGCAGCAUCUGACCUUCCUUCUAUUCUUCUCCCUCCUCCUGGACUCUCGGAUUUGAACCCUCCUCAUGGCAACAACCCCCCGCGCUACAACACCCCUCCCCGCUACAACACGCCCCCACGCGCCCACUCUCCCUCGUCCCAAUCCGGCUCGCCUAGGUCUGCUGGUCUACCCCCGCUUCCUCCCUCGCCUUCGUCCUCUGGGGGAGGAGGUACCUUCCUCCGUAACCGUACUCCUUCCCCUGGUAACCGCACCCGUGCGCUUGAAGCAGCAGCUGCUGCAGCUGCAGCGGCAGGUGCAGGAGAAAUGAGCAGCUUCCAGAGCUAUCCUGCCGGAGGAGGAGGAGGGGUUGAUUCUGCUCCUCAGGCUGAGUCGGUGCUUUUGGGGGAGGUGUAUCUUCAGGGGGUUCAGCUGCUGUUGCUGCAGCAGCAGCUGCAAUUGCCUCACAGCACAUGCCCUCGUCACCCUCCCUCUGUCCCUCCCCCGGCUCUGCUGCUCUCCCGACACUCCCCCGACGGCCGUUGGAUCUCUCCGUCAAGGCAUCGCAGCCGUUGA